This is a messenger RNA of Protobothrops mucrosquamatus (brown spotted pit viper), 2973 nucleotides long. RefSeq names its product small glutamine rich tetratricopeptide repeat containing beta (gene SGTB). The transcript has 10 exons. Gene Ontology annotation, biological process: post-translational protein targeting to endoplasmic reticulum membrane. Lineage: Eukaryota; Metazoa; Chordata; Lepidosauria; Squamata; Viperidae. Gene Ontology annotation, molecular function: molecular adaptor activity; protein binding. The record is from RefSeq and is a predicted model, not a curated record. Gene Ontology annotation, cellular component: TRC complex; membrane. Bases 3 to 917 code for a protein of 304 amino acids.
GAAUGUCUUCAGUGAAACACCUUGUUUAUGCUAUCAUCCAUUUCCUGAGAGAACAGAGUCAGAUGGAUACUUUCACAUCCGAUGAACAAGAAAGCUUGGAAGUGGCAAUUCAGUGUUUGGAGACAGUCUUCAAAAUUAAUCUAGAGGAUACCCGUCUUGCAGUACCUUCACGUUUGAUAGAAAUAUUUGCAGAUUCCUGUCAUAAGAAUGAGAUUCUGCCUCUCUCAGAUUCUUUGCCAGAGGACCUUGAAAAAGCUGAUCAGCUCAAGGAUGAAGGUAAUAAUCACAUGAAAGAAGACAAUUAUGCAGCUGCUGUGGAUUGUUACACCAGAGCUAUAGAAUUAGAUCCAAAUAAUGCGGUCUAUUACUGCAACAGAGCUGCUGCUCAAAGUAAACUGAACAAUCACAGUGAGGCAAUAAAAGACUGUGAGAGAGCAAUUGCAAUAGAUCCAAAAUACAGCAAAGCAUAUGGAAGAAUGGGAUUGGCUCUGACUUCAAUGAAUAAAUAUCAGGAGGCAAUUAACAGUUACCAAAAGGCACUGGAUCUUGAUCCAGAAAAUGAUUCUUACAAAUCAAAUCUGAAAAUAGCUGAACAGAAAUCAAGAGACAUGUCCAGUCCUACUGGAACUGGUCUGAGUUUUGAUAUGGCAAGUUUGAUAAACAAUCCUGCCUUCAUUAGCAUGGCAGCAAGUUUAAUGCAGAAUCCUCAAGUCCAGCAACUAAUGUCAGGAAUGAUGACAAAUGCUAUUGGUGGUCCUGCUGCAGGUGUUGGUGGUCUCACUGAUCUCUCAAGCUUAAUUCACGCGGGACAGCAAUUUGCCCAGCAGAUCCAGCAACAAAAUCCAGAACUCAUAGAGCAACUGCGAAACCAUGUUCGAAGCAGAUCUUUCAGUGGUAGCACUGAAGAACAUUCUUGAUUCAAGAAACAUCAAUUAAAAUAUUGUUCUACUAAUUCCAAAAGGCAUAUUGUAGCUUGUAGCAAAUAUCACCAUUGUAAUUCUUCUCAGACAUGAGAUAGAAAAUUAUUUGUGUGUAUUCCUUAUUGUCUGUUGAAAACAGAUCAUUGCACACAGAUUUGAACAUAUCAUGUAUGUUUAGUGAUGCCUUUGUACAUGGACUAUAAUUAGAACUGUUGACUUAUUACAAUCUCUAUGUCAGGGGAGCAUCUUAAUAUUAAUAAGCAACAGCAUGUGGAUUUUUCAUUCUGAGAGAAUGGAUUUUUGCAGCAUACUGUGCACUGAAAAACAGCUGGUGCAUGUCAGAGGAAUAGAAGAUGGGCUAUCACUCUUGUAUAAAGGUUAUGUAUAAAUUAUAUUUGAUAAGGUUGUUUCUUGCCCUCUAAUACAAGGCUGUGGGGUACAUAUACAAUUAUGCAUGUCUAAUUGGCAAUAAACAAAGAGUUCACUUUUGACAAAGUAUGGUUGAUUAUUGGAAUUGUUGAAAGAAAAGACAGCCUGUUUGAAUUGCUUCAGGAUAAGAUAAUAUGGCAGGUCAAAGAAAAGCUGAGUGAACAGAAGUUGGGGAAAGAUGGAUAGGUUUGGUUAUAGAAAGUGGACCAGAGAUAUUAAGCUGCAUUUAUAAUGUAAGAGGGCAGCUAAAGCCAAAUCAGUUUGUAGAGUGAUUGCUAUUGAUUAACUGCUAAGUUUGAAAAGAAGAUAUAGAGAAAUGCUUGUUCUUCUAUAUUGUUUUACAAAUGGAUUAACAUCCAAAUCUUCUAUACUAUGGGGAUGGGAGAAUACAAUUGUGAAUUCCAUCUUUAAGAGGUAUAAUUAAGUAAUGGAGUCUCCACAUAACUUGCGUUCAAUGGUUAGUAGAAGGAUGAAGUUAGAAUGGAUGUCCAGAAGUAGUACAUAAAGGAAUGUUAAAGAGAACGCUCCAGAGAAUAUAGAAUGGGGAGAAUCUGCAUAUGGAAACUCUAAAGAUCUUUCUUAUGAAAUGAUACCAUGUUCUAUAUUAAUAUAAUUUUAUAUGCAUGGUAUCAACUGUAUUUGUCAUCUGCCUGCUUGCAUAGUCCUGGAAGGUUGACUGUACAUUACAGAUCCAUUUAAGUAUUGAGAUGGCAUACCUAAGUAUAUUGUUUAAAACACUGACUAAUAUAUAAAACUGCAUUCAUCAUAGUUUUAUCCCUCUACUAUGAAUCUGAUUGCAACCCCCCCCCCCACUAUUAUUUUUCCUUGUUUCUUUUCUCCCUCCCAUUUUUUUUUAUAAUACAGAACAGAAUUAUUUAAAUCAUUUCUGCAAGAAUAGAACGGUUUAUUCAGGAGAAAGCUUUCAGUGUCACAGUAUGUUAUAUUUAGAAAACUUUUCAUGGGAGGAUAUCCUGGAAUAUUGAUUGGGUGGAAGAACAUUGACAACCUUCUGUUCCAAACAAUAAUUUGUUAAACAUUUAUUCUGAAUAUAUGUGGAAAACCAUCCUGACUCUUCCAUAAACUUUCCUCCCGUGUUUAACACGUUUUGUUGACACUAGAACAGAUUAAACUCACUGCAUUAAGUGUAUACUCUAAAAGUUGAAGAAACUGCUAACAAAUAAUAAUUUAGAAUAAGUUUGUAGUUCAGAUGUUAAUAAUUAACUCUAAAAACUGUUCUAAAUUAUACUAUGUGUAAUUAAUGUUCUGAAAUCAUUUGGUAAAUUUACUCCUAAUGCUAACUUAAUAAUUGCUGCUGUAGUGCUUACUGUUGCUAAUCUAAUUCUAAAAUGAAGAUUCCAUGUUUUUCUUAGCUACCCCACCCCUUCUAUAAGCAUGUGUUAAAAUGUCCUGUGUAUCCUGAUUCAUUGUCUUUCAAAUUCAAAAAGGUAGGUGUGUAAUACAGCACUAGCAUUUUCAUAUUCACAGUGGAGUAUUUGCCAAAUGAAUGCGUAUUUCAGAAAGUAACAUUUAAAUAACUAUUCACAUUCCACUCUAUUCCUUAUCUCGAUUUUUCAAGGAUGUAUAAUGGAUCAGUCCUUUGUUAUUUGGAAUAAGUUUAAUAAAA